AUGGGCCGGCCUGCUGCAGCGGGCUACGUAGAUCUUGGCCAGGGGACCUCACCUCACGUCGUAAACACAAGGAACAGGCCUCGACAUUUCUCCGCAGACGUAGCAGAGUCACCCACCGGCGACCACGCCCACUUCGUCCAGAUCUCCACCGCGCCCACCGCCGCCCACCACGCCCACCUGCCCCUGUGCUGGGCUGUCGGGCUCAGCUCACAGCUCCCAGCUCCCUGUCCCUCUCUGUCCAUAUCCAUGCGCGCUGUUUCAGGGAGUAUCCCGCCCCCCAGGGCAAGCGUGUGCAAGCGUGGACAAGCGUGCUGGUACCUGAACUUCUGCAGCCUGCCUGACGGGCUCCUGGCCCAAGGCUGCAAAGCCCUGCAUCGACAGAUAUGCUCUCAGCAAUGGUUGAACUCCUCCGCUGAGGAGGAAAGGCAUUCUGUGCGGGCUGCGGGAGCUGGCGCUGGCGCUGGCGCUGGCCAGCAAACCGAGGAGGCUGCUCCCGAAAAUACAGACAGUACUCCGUACUGCGACCGACUUGCGCAUCUUAUUGUGGCCGUCUCAGUCCUGAGGGCCACGACGGCGGCGAUAUCAAUACCAUGA
Hyaloscypha bicolor E is the source of this 594-nucleotide messenger RNA. RefSeq lists its product as uncharacterized. The transcript has 2 exons. The record is from RefSeq and is a predicted model, not a curated record. Bases 1 to 594 code for a protein of 197 amino acids. Lineage: Eukaryota; Fungi; Ascomycota; Leotiomycetes; Helotiales; Hyaloscyphaceae.